UCAAUGUCAAUUUAUUUAAAUUGAACCCAACAAAAAUACUAUUGGAAUGGAAAACAAAUUUAUUUUCGCUUAAAUAACGUUAAUGCUAUUAUGAAUACCCACUGAAAGUGACAAUCAAUUUCUUUGUGGUACAAUUUAAAAGUGUAUUCACAAGAGAUAAAGAUGAACAAAGAAAGUGUUAUUGGCGAUGGCACUAAAAUUGAAAAGGCAUCUCCGGCACUCCCGGCCCACCACCGCUUCCUAGAGCCAGAGAAAGCAGUCAAAACAAUAACAGACAUGGCCAUUUGGGAAAAGUCUGAAGCAUACAUGGAAUACACAGGUUUUAUUGCCACUCUUAACGAGGCCAUCAAGGCUAAGCCAUUAUCAGUUGACUGCAAGGUUUCAGAGAACAUCACAAAGUUGGUCAACUUAUUGGAGAAACUCAACAUUUUGAUAACAGAGUUCCCACCUGUUGAGCAGCCGCAGAGAUUUGGUAAUACCUCAUUUAGAGAUUGGUUGACCAAAGUUAAAAGUUGCUCCACGGAAUUGUUGCAAGAAGUCAUGCCAUCCCAACUACAUUUAGCAAUACCAGAAAUAAAGGUAUACUUGGAAGAGAGCUUUGGGAAUGCAACUAGAAUAGACUAUGGUACUGGCCAUGAAAUGUCAUUUAUCAUGUUUCUAUGUUGUUUGUACAAAAUAUGCUAUUUACAAAUGGAAGACAAUGUGGCAACUGUAUUUUUAGUAUUCAACAAAUAUCUCGAUAUUGUUAGAAGAUUGCAGCAGACAUAUAGGAUGGAACCAGCUGGAAGUCAUGGGGUUUGGAGUUUGGAUGAUUAUCAGUUUGUUCCAUUCAUAUGGGGAAGUUCACAGCUUGUCGACCAGCCUAGAAUUUAUCCACCCGCCAAAUUCUUGGAAGAUGAUAUAAUUGAUAAAUAUGCACAGGAGUAUAUGUUCCUCUCCUGUAUUAAAUACAUUAAGGAAGUGAAAAAGGGACCUUUCGCUGAGCAUUCUAAUCAAUUGUGGAGCAUCAGUGCAGUGGGAUCAUGGUCCAAAAUAAACCAGGGACUAAUAAAAAUGUAUAAAAAGGAGGUUCUGGCAAAAUUCCCAGUUAUACAGCAUGUUCUGUUUGGCUCCUUACUCCCAAUACGUAGAUUCUCAAUUCAGCAUUAAGACUUGUAUGAUUUUAGCUUUUAAACUUUACUGCAUUCAUACUUAUUAUAUUUCCUUUUCUCACUUAAAUAAUAAUAUAUUGUGAAUGAUUAUACUCAGUAUUAAAGUUGUGUUUGUGAGAGUUCUUUUAAAGUGGUUAGAAUCUUAUAUGAAAUGUGAUAUAUUAAAUUGUAAUAGGUAUAGUAAUUGUAUUACAAACAUUCAUACUACAAA
This is a messenger RNA of Bicyclus anynana (squinting bush brown), 1362 nucleotides long. RefSeq names its product serine/threonine-protein phosphatase 2A activator (gene Ptpa). Gene Ontology annotation, biological process: mitotic spindle organization. NCBI's taxonomy places the organism in Eukaryota, Metazoa, Arthropoda, Insecta, Lepidoptera, Nymphalidae. Gene Ontology annotation, molecular function: peptidyl-prolyl cis-trans isomerase activity; protein tyrosine phosphatase activator activity. The record is from RefSeq and is a predicted model, not a curated record. The coding region runs from base 163 to 1149 and encodes 328 amino acids. The transcript is spliced from 2 exons. Gene Ontology annotation, cellular component: nucleus; protein phosphatase type 2A complex; cytoplasm.